AUGGUGGGGCAAACGAGAGGGCCGUCACGGCCCAAUAUGGCGCCGCCACGUAAUUUUCACCCCAUAUCAUCGCCGUCCUCGGAACACGGAAGAGGAUCGGGAGCCGCAUCAUCGGAUUCCGAAAAUCCCGAUUCAAAUUAUUCGGUGUCGAAUGAGGGAAACGUCGCGGAGGAAGAUUUGAAAAACGUUGUCGUUUCACCGGAAAAUUCAAUACAGAAAAAUCAAUCUUGCAAUUUGAUGAAUCAGAAUUCAACGACUCAGAAAUCGACGUCGGAGUCGUCGACCGUUAAGAUUGUGAAUUCGGACGUUUCGCAAUACGUUAAGAAGAUGCCUCAAAUCGCGAACAAUCAAAUAUUGUCAAUAUUUCCGAGUGGGAAAUCCGUUGAAAAUUUAAAACAAUCCGGAGACAAACAAGCGGAGAGUCAUUCAGCCGGAAAUGCAAAGAGAAACGAAAACCAGCCUAAUUUUUUAACGAUGCAACAGAAAAUCAACGAGAAGUUGUUGGCCAAUCAAAUUCCGAUUCAAAGGUUACCGGAGCAACAAUUCAUACUCAAACAGGUUGGAUCUUCGGAUAAUAUUGUGACGAUGACGACGGCCAAAAUCACGGAACCCAAUCAAAAUUACUUUGCAAUGUUGACAAACAAACCGCAGACGAAUUAUGUUAACUACUUGUCCUUACCUGUCAAUCAACAAAAUUUCAUUGCAGUGGAGCAACAGCAAAAAAAUAAUUUUGUAGUUAUGGAAACGCCGCCCAAAACGAAUUUCGUAACAGUUCCUCAAAAAACGAACGUUCAAUCCUCGGGUCAAACGUAUCUCGUUCACGGAAACGGAGCUGAUUUAAAACAGUUCAACAGUUACCUCGCCGUCACGACGAAACCGGGAGACACAAAUGGAACCACAUUUUUCACAAUGACUCCUACGAAGCACACAUCCGGUCCUCAAACGGCGUAUUUGAUGACUCCGAAGCAAACGGAAAACAGUCGCACGUUUGUCGCGGUCACUCAAAAGCCGACGGAUGCCACUUACCUUGCUCUCCCGUCUGGUAAAAACAACGAAAACAAUAAAACGACAACUUUCAUCGCGAUGGAACCCAAUAAAACGGACACGAAUAUAAUCGUGACGCAAGUUUUGCCAUCAUCCCAACAAUCUCCACAGUUGUUUCAAUUAGAAUACGCGGACGGCGACAAUGGAAAAUCCGGUGGGAAAUAUUUCAAUUCGAGGGACAAUGCGGUGACGCAAUCGAUAGUUCCUAAAUUAUCUUGCAACAACAUUAGCAGCAGCGGCAACAGCACCAGUAGCAUCAGUACAAAAACGGCGAUAGCAAAUUCGGUACCGCCACUGACAAGCGUGAGCUCGUCGUUAACGACGAAAAGGACAACGGUUACGUCAAAAGCUUUAACGCCGGCAUCCGUUUCUCCCGGGAAAUCGAAUAAUAUUCCUCCUCUGGCGACUUCGGGAAGCAUUUCGUUUGUAUCGUCCUCUGGCAACGUAACAUUUUUGUCUACUACUAACGUUCAGUCGUUGGCUGGUUCAACUACAUCGACGCUAGCUAGCAGUUCGCCUAACGAAACCCGGUAUGUAAAUGCGGAAUCUGAAGGAAAGGGAGAAACGAACGCUUCGGGUCAAGAAGAGAAUAAUUCAUCGUCUUCUGCCGCCGGUCCGAACGUAACGGCAGUGCCCGUGAACACGGUUCUCAAUUCGAACGUUCCUCACUCCCAUCAAUACCUGAUACCGAACGUCGAUAAUUUAAAAUUGGCGGCGGAGAGCAUAAAUAAAAUGAUGCCGACGCAAAAUACUAAUUCGGUUCCACAGGGGAAACCCUCGAACGUAAUGAAAGUUCAUCAAGCGGAUCAAAAUUUUCAAAUGCACAAUUAUUCCAAAAAUGAAAAUUCUGGUUAUUCAAACCACGUGACCAAAACCGGUAUACAAGACAAUUCGAGACGUAAAUAUGGUCAAAGUGAAAAUAAUAAAAUCCCGGGAAAAAACGUGGUCAAAUAUUCGCAUAACACAUACUUUAACAAUCAACGGAAUGACAAAAAUCAAAAUCACAGUUCCUAUAAGCCCCGCGUGGAACCGGUGUUCGAUUUGAGGAUUCCACUCGUUUUUCAAGUGGUUCUCACGGAUCAUUGCUACGGCAUGCCCAUGUUACUUUUGAGAGAUGAAAAACCUGUACCUGUUGAAGAUGACAAAGAAAGUAUACUUUCCUCCGACGAGAAGGGAGAAGACGGAGAAGAAACGGAAACGGCAGCAGAGGGAGAGGACAGCAUCACACGUUGCAUUUGCGAUUUGGAACAUGAUGAUGGAUAUAUGGUUUGCUGCGAUAAGUGUUCCGUUUGGCAACACGUCGCUUGCGUUUUUCCCGAUGUACGAGUCGGUACGCCCUUGCCAGAAGAGUACCUUUGCGACGUUUGCCAUCCGAGAAAAUUAGAUAGAAACAGAGCGAGAGCUCUUCAGUUGCAACGAAGAAAACAAAUAUUCAAUAAUUCCGAUUCGAGCGAUUCGAGUUCGAGUAGUUUGGAAAUCGCUCCGAGAUCAAAAGAAACGGGUCCCAUGAAAAAAACGGCCAACAGACGGCGAAUCGAUUCGAUACCGAGAAAACCUGUCAAAUUGGGAAAAUUAGAUUCCGGUCACAACGAUUCGGUAGUUAAAAAUUCAAUUGGUAAAUCUAGGAAAAGAGAAUCUAAUAAUUUGAAAAGUUCAUCCGUCGGACGUCGUACGAAAUUAAAAAGAAAACUAGAGUCUAGGUUGCCUCGAGCAGCCGUACGAAGAAAAAGCAAAAACAAGGAAGUCAUCAAAACGGACAAGGACUGCAGCAGUAACGGAAGCAGCAACAACAACAACAACAACAACAAUUAUCAUUUGAAAGAGAGAAACGAAAGAUUCGAGGGUGGCGAAGAAGGAAAUGGAAAAUCUCCCGAUCUACGUACGAGACUACAAAUCCUUAAAAAUACAAAUUUGAAAGAUUUAGGAGUGAAGGGAAGUUCGCGGACGUUGGUGACGUCGUGCAAUUUGUCAAAGGGACAAUUGAUCGUCGAAAUCAGAGGGAAAUUUUUACUGUCGGACGAACAACCCGGCAAAUCGGAUUGUUUGUUCUUUUACCGUUUUCCAAAAGAUAGUUCUCAAAUCGUCGUCGACGGGACGGGUCACGAAAAUUUAGCGAGAUAUGCCAGGCGGUCGUGUCGUCCGAAUGCAGAGAUGAAGCAUUGCAUCGUGAAAGGUUCUCUCCGAUUGUAUUUGAUAGCCUCGGAGGAUUUGAGUAAAAAUCAAGAGAUAACAAUAGCACACAAUUGCAUAAGCGAUACUUCGUAUACUCAAAAGGAGGGGUGCUUGUGUAAAAAUAAGGAUUGUUCAUUUUUUUUACCAAAAAAUUCACAAAAUUCGGCAACCGAAAGGAGGAAAAGAGGUCGAAGAAGAACGGUGUCGGAAGAAAGUGAAGGAUCUCCGAUAAAGAAUAAAAAAGAAAAUAAAACCGCCGCCGCCGUCGUCGUCGAACCCGCGAGAAGGAAUUCUUCGAUUACUCAGAGUAGCAGAAGUCCGAGUAGUCCAGUUCAACAGGAAUCCCGUAGCGACAAAGAAAAAGAUAGGAAAUUGACGAGAGACGAAAGGAAAAUCGAGCAAGCCAUGAAAAUAUUUGCUCAAAUGGAAAGAGACACGGCGAGGAAAAAGGAUAAGGAUAGGCCUCAAAUAUCGGUGACGGGAAGUAGAAAAGAUUCGCAAAUGAAUUCCAAAGGGGAUUCCGAUAAGGAAUCGCCGGUUGAAUCGAAAUCGAAAAGGAGAAGGCGGAGACGAAGGAGGAGAAGAAAAGUUCGACUCUCAUCCACGGCAAGCUCAACUACACUCAAUCAAUUCAACUCAGGGGAUAGUGAUUUAUCAUCUGGGGAUGAACUUCCCAGUCCUAGAAAAGGAUCGUCAAAGGAUUCCAGGGAUGAUGAAUUACUGAGUCCUAUAGAUAAAAUGUCCAGUCCGAGAGGUGAUCGAAAUCGUAGGGAUUCGAGUAGUCGGGAAAAGGAAAAGAGACACGAUGCCGCGGGUUUACUCUUAGCACUCGGCGGACGAUAUCUUCCCGGUCAGAAAACACCCACGAGAGAAAAAGAAAGUGAAAACGAAGGAUCUCCUCCCACUCCGUUAUCGUCUGCUUGUCUUUUAGUAGCAGCAGCUGUCGGUCCUCUCGCUCCCGGUUUUAGAUUUCCCAAAACUAAAAAGGGCCUAAUGAACGAGUGGUUGAAUAAAUCACCGGAACAUCCUGCUCCCGAUUUUUCGCCGACACCGGAAAACGUUCAGUUAAGCGUACAAUCGGAAUCCUCUCUUCCGCCCGGAGCUCCGAAAUUAUCCAAUUUAUCAAAUCGUUUGUUCAAUUUUCCGAUCGAUUCAAAAUCUUUAGAACUCAAGGACCCGGUAAAAGAUUCAAGAAUGAUUCUGGAUGGAAGAAUUCCCUCUGGAACGCCGGCGGGUUUCGGAAAGAAGAGAUGGCUUCGUCAGGCGAUAUCUGAAGAAUGCGAUGGACCGCAAGGCCAAGGUUCUCCUCCGUGUCCGCCAGACAACGUGACGCCGUUGAAAAAACGUCGUUUAGCGAGAGAAUCCUUGUCGUCUGAUCCUCCUACGACUCCUCCCAUGCCUCCGUCGACAACUCAAACAAAGGAAGAUCGUUUGUAUGCGAGAGACAUCAAUAGUCCGGAAUCGCCCACGAUAAUCGAUACCGAAUCGGAAAUUUCUCUGGCCGAAAGAGUCGACGCACUCCGUCGAGAAUACCUCGAAGCUCAAGAAAGGAAUUUGUUAAAAACGUACGGACGAUACGAGAACGAGUGCACAACGAGAUCGGAAAGAGACAGCGAAGAAUUCGAAAGGUUUAAUAAUUUUCAAACGUCACCUCAGAGCGUGCCGGAAAACCUCAGUUACAAGUUUCAAGAUGAAAAACCUCCGCCGGAAAAGUCGACUCCGAACGCUAACGCUGAAAAACCGUUGGAUUUGACGGGGGAGAAGGAAAAGGAGGGAAGCGACGUAGAUGUUGAAAAUCAAAAAGUGGAAUCUAGUCCAAAACUACAAAAAAGGGGAAGAGGUCGAAGGGUCGGAAAUAAAAAAGGAGAAAACGAAGUUCGGACUUCUCCGAGGUUUCGAAAAAGUUUAAAAUGUCGUAAAAGUGAAAACGGCAUCGAUGUCAAGGAAUCGGAAAAGGGUAAAGAGAGUAAGGAAGUGCGUGAGGAGGAGGAGUGCGUGGAAAAUGGUGUUUCCGACGGUCUUAAAAAGAACGAUUCGUCGUCGUCGUCGUCGUCGUCGAAAGACUCGCGAUCGUCUCAAAAAACGGAACCCAACGUUUCGGUGACGGUGAAAAAUUUAGAUCCGAGAUUGAGAAACAAUUCCGUGUAUUGCAAAAGUGAAAAAAUCCCCUUGUCGGAGACUAAGGAACCGGAAAUCGAUGUUGUGGACAACGCGCGGGAUUCAAAAUCCGAUAUCAAAACCGAAUCGACCGUUCCUUUUACCAAUAAUUCGAUAGUGAUUAAAACGGAAAGUUUAAAUGAUAGGACAUGCGAUGAUAAAGAAGAAGAAUCGACGGAAUCGAUUUUGGAAAAACUAGACGGAUUCGGGUCUUUCAAAAAGGAAAAAAAAGAUGAAAACGAAGGAGGAGUCAAAGGAGGUGGUGGAGAAGAAGAGGAGGAAGGAGGUGGUGAUGAAGGAGGAGCUGGAGGAGGUAGUGGAGGAGGAGUGAGAGAAGGAGGAGGAGGAGAAGAAGGAAAAUUGGAAAGCGUCAAAACGGAGGGCGGAGGACCGACGGAUGUGAAAAUAGUACAAAACGGUUUCGAAAACGUUAAAGUCGAAAACAAGAUGAGGUUCACGACGGACGAUGAUAAUAAUGUAAAUUUUAAUUCUAAAAUGGAGAAUUCCUUUUACGAUGAUAAACAUUACAAGAACGACAUUAUGGUGCCUGAUAAUUUAGAAGAGUCUCAAGGAGAUUCAAAAGCGGAAGAUUUGGAGCAAUAUUCGUCAAUGUCCGAUAAGAGUGCUCCAAUCAAAAGAAAGUUGUCCGUAACGGAGUACCUGAAUAGAAAAAAAUGCGGAGCUCAAGGUGGGAAAUCGUCGUCGUCGUCAUCUUCGUCGUCUUCGUCGUCGAAUCCAUUGCCGGAAGAAAGUUGCGGCGGUGCAAACGCGAGUCCGCAAGAAGUCAUGUCGCCUCUCGCGAGUUCUCCAAACGACGAAGACAGAUCUCGUUUGUCGUCGCUUCCGACUCCCAUACUUCCCCCCGUUUUUUUCGAAAUGGACAAGAGCUUGGAGAAACCCGGGUCCGGAGUCCGUUUCAAAUCCGAGCCCACGGAAUUGGAGCGUCAGAGGGAGAAUUUAACGGAGCGAUUGAGACGCGAAUUCGGUUUGCUCAUAGCCGACGACGAGCCGAAACCCAUCAAAAUGGACGCGGAGGAUUUGAUGCCGCCGCCGCCGCCGCCACCCAAUUGUCCGUAUCCGUCGUAUUCGACGGAAACGUCGGAUUUCAUAAUGGAUCCGAUCGGAAAGAGGAGUUUAUAUCAUCCGCCCACGCAAACGUUGCCCCAAAGCGCCAUAUAUCCCGUUGGUUCGAGCAAUCCUCCCAAUCCUUGUUCGUUCAAUUCUCCAUAUUUUUUUUUGCCGCCUUUGCCGCCCCACGUUUCACACGAAGACAAACGGAAAGAAAGGAAAAAUAAAAAAUUCAGACAAUAG
Molecule: messenger RNA, 6684 nt
Organism: Pediculus humanus corporis (human body louse)
Lineage: Eukaryota; Metazoa; Arthropoda; Insecta; Psocodea; Pediculidae
Product: mixed-lineage leukemia 5, mll5, putative
Exons: 15
Coding region: 1-6684 (2227 amino acids)
Molecular function (GO): protein binding
Source: RefSeq, a predicted model, not a curated record